CGAAGAAAUGGCGUCGUCGGUGCCGUCGACGCCGACGUCGUCGCCCGUGUCGACGCCGGAGCUGCCGCAGCCGCGGCCGCUGUUGCCCAUCUUCGCGCUGCCGACGCUCAACUUCACGUGCAGCCAGGUGUCGGCGGUGUGCCAGACGCUGGAGGAGUCGGGCGACGUCGAGCGGCUGGCGCGCUUCCUCUGGUCGCUGCCGGUCGCCAAUCCAAACUUCGCCGAGCUGUCGCGCACCGAGGCCGUGCUGCGCGCCAGGGCCAUCGUCGCCUUCCACAGCAACAACUUCAAGGAGCUCUACCACAUCCUCGAGCACUACAAGUUCGGCAAGGACAGCCACGCCAAGCUGCAGGCCCUCUGGCUCGAGGCGCACUACAUCGAGGCCGAAAAGCUGCGCGGAAGGCCGCUCGGCCCCGUCGACAAGUACAGACAUAUCGCACCGCGCCGCAAAGUGCAGCGCUCGAGGCGAAGCGCCGCUCGGGCGAUCGCCGCCACACCGCUCACAGCUGCAAAAGCGCUCUUUGCUGAGUCUCUGUCCGCCGCGACGCUGCUAAGCGCUACACCGCAAGGCACUCAGCUGCAGCGCCACAAAGCGUUUAGCCGCAUAUGUGCGAUUUGCAGCUCGCCGCGAGUGCAAAAUCCGCCAUGA
This is a messenger RNA of Cloeon dipterum, 649 nucleotides long. RefSeq names its product homeobox protein SIX6-like. NCBI's taxonomy places the organism in Eukaryota, Metazoa, Arthropoda, Insecta, Ephemeroptera, Baetidae. The transcript has 2 exons. Gene Ontology annotation, biological process: regulation of transcription by RNA polymerase II. Gene Ontology annotation, molecular function: RNA polymerase II cis-regulatory region sequence-specific DNA binding; DNA-binding transcription factor activity, RNA polymerase II-specific. The record is from RefSeq and is a predicted model, not a curated record. Gene Ontology annotation, cellular component: transcription regulator complex; nucleus. Bases 8 to 649 code for a protein of 213 amino acids.